Molecule: messenger RNA, 1113 nt
Organism: Aspergillus udagawae
Lineage: Eukaryota; Fungi; Ascomycota; Eurotiomycetes; Eurotiales; Aspergillaceae
Product: pyridoxamine-phosphate oxidase PDX3
Exons: 2
Coding region: 1-1113 (370 amino acids)
Biological process (GO): pyridoxine biosynthetic process
Molecular function (GO): pyridoxamine phosphate oxidase activity; FMN binding
Source: RefSeq, a predicted model, not a curated record
AUGAGUUCGGGGAAUCCAACAGCCGACGAGCACGCAAUGAGCUCCCGACGGCCGAAGAAGCUGAUCUUCGCGCCCGGCGACAUCCAAGCAACUCCCGACCUCAAAGUCUCAGCCACCGAGACCAAAGAUCCCUCCUCACCCGCCCCCAAUGUCCCCGAGCAGAUCGCCGAGCAACUUCGCUCAGAUGUGUCGACCCCGGACUCCACGAUUGAGAGCCAGAUCGUCGCCCACCCGGCCCGUGCCCACCAGUUCGUGAGCAACCCGCCCCUGACAGUCUCCCAGAUGCAUCCGUCCAACCCGCUCCAUCAAUUCCACACCUGGUUCCGCGACCCGCGACUGUCGCCGUCCUCGGCCCCGGAAACGUGUACAUUGGCCACCGCAUCGCUGCCUUCUGGGCGGGUCAGCGCGCGCGUUGUCUACCUCAAGGAACUGGACGAGAGGGGCUGGGUGGUGUACAGUAACUGGGGCAGCCGAGAGGGCAAGGGCGGGCAGGUGUUUGGUGUGAAUGCGGAUGGCGGAGAUUUCCCUGGUGCGAUGCCCCGGCCCGGCGAGGACGAGAGUCUUCUCCAAGAUGUGCAGGGGGGCAAUCGGUGGGCUGCAUUGUCCUUCUGCUGGUCAGCGCUGGAGCGCCAAGUGCGUAUCGAGGGGAUGGUGGAGCCACUCAGCCGCGAAGAGAGCGAGUUGUAUUGGGAUACUCGAGAACGGGGCAGUCAGAUCGGUGCGUGGGCGAGCUGGCAGAGUAAGGUGCUCUGGUCGGCGGAGCCCGAGAUACUGCUUGAUCGGCGGCGGAAAAGCGUUGCGGCCGCGGCGCACGUUCAGGGCUCGACGCCCAUGUCUGGAUGUCCUCAGAUCCCGGCCGACAUUGACGAGACGGACAUUGAUGACGGGAGGGCCCUGCUUGAGCAGCGGGUGCAGGAGAUGGAGACGCGGUUUGCGGGAGUAGAGAAGAUCCCCCUUCCACCGUUCUGGGGUGGUGUGCGACUGGUACCCGAGUCAGUGGAGUUUUGGCAAGGCCGACGCAGUCGGUUGCAUGAUCGCUUCCGAUAUGUGAGAGUGAAGGAAUCAGACGAUGAUUCGUCGUUCCAAUGGCAGAUUCAACGACUUUCCCCAUAG